GGCAGCACCACAAUGUGGCAGCUCCAUUUGAGACUUAUUUUUUUUUUUGUUUGGUAUGUUUUCUUUCUUGGAUACCUGGAUGUGUGAAUAAAACAAAAAAAGUUUAAAUAAUGGAAAGGGAGCAGGAUAAUAUUAUUUGUAAUCGUGAAGAUUUUCAAGGCUCCAGGACUGCAGGUCCUACUAUAGGAGGAAACGUCUCAAUUACACCUGAAGUUUCAGAAGAUGAUAACGUGGAUGCAACAAUAACAUGCAACUGGCCAACCUCCCAAAUUCCAAGUGACGAUGAUGAGAAAGCUAAAAGGUCUAGUGACUGGUCGACCUUGACUCAAUGGAUUCAAUUUAUGUGCGUUGUUACGUUCGAUCUAAAUUUGGGACAGGCGUUAGAGUUUAUAUAUCCCAAAGCAGAAAUACCAACAGAACAGGAAUUAACCAAUAUUUGUUAUAUGGCAUUUCCCGACUCGAAUUCAGGAUGCAUGGGUGAUACGAAAUUUCAUAUGCGUCUAAGGAUGUCACCGGAUACGUCACGGAUAAUUAAAGCUCAACAGUUUCGAUGUUACAAUAGCGACUGUCCUCCGGCCCUGAAAGCUGAUCAAUCCCAUUAUUGGGGGUUUGUUUACUUUCGGCAGCGAAGAGACGCUAAUCUGCCUCGAGGCUACUUCCAAAAAAGUUUUAUUAUCGUAACCAGAUUACCUUAUUUUAAUUUGUUCUACGAAAUGCUGACGCACCUGGCUCAGAAAUAUUUUGACGAAGGGGAAGAUGUCUUGAUAAGGGCUUGCCAUCAAAUCAAUAACGAAUGGCCCAAACUUCAAGUGGGUGGCUCGUUUAACCUGCCUCUUUUUGAACAAUGUUAUCAAAUACUCGUGCCAAGGGCAAGCAGUAGAAAAUGCGGUCAACAAAAUGAUGGGUCAGAAAAUAAAACCUUGGGAAAGGAGGUUCGACCCGUUUCAGUGAAGGUGAUUGCAUCUGUAAAUGAAGUGGAAUUGUUCCAUAGUCUAAGUUUUAUUGUUGACCAUAUGUACACGUUGUGGGAACUUGUGUUGACAGCAGAACCACUUGUAGUUGUGGGCACAUCCCCAGCAGACUGCUCACAUAUGGUUCAGACGUUAGUGCAGCUCAUUGCACCACUAGCUUAUUGUGCUGAAGCCAGGCCAUACUUCACCAUACACGACAGUGAAUUCAAGGAGUUCACGCGAGAAUGUGGAAAAAUUCCACCACCGCUUAUACUGGGCGUCACAAAUCCGUUUUUUAUAAAACUUUUAAAAGAUUGGCCUCAUAUGCUGCGUUUGGUAGAUAAUCAGCUCAACAUGCAACGCCAACAACAUCUAUCAAUAAAAAAUAUUCGCAAUGCGAGUUCAGUUACAUCAUUAAAUAGUAGCAAUGUGUUAAAGUCGAAUAAUGGAAAUACGUCAUUGAAUGGUAACAACAGCGAAGGCUCGGCCCCCGGUCUGUAUACAAAAUACAAACCGUUUUUAAAGAAGGACAAAUCGCUAAUCAAAAAAGUCUUACUCGGUCUAAAAACCAAAAGACCGGAGCAUGUACAAACAGCUUUGCUUCGAAGGCAUCUUUUAGAGUUGACACAAAGCUUUAUGAUACCCCUUGAACGUUACAUGGCAUCGUUGAUGCCGUUACAAAAAGACAUAAGCCCAUUUAAGUCGGCGCCAAAUGCCAAUGCAUUUAAACUCGACGAUUUUCUUGCAACAUUAGAAUUGUCAGGACCCCAUUUAACAUCACCCUUGAAGGGCGACUGGAAAGGUCUUUAUCGACGUUUUUAUAAUUCACCCAAUUUUCGUGGUUGGUAUGAAUCGCGUCAUCGCGAAUUGCAGCUAACUCUUCAAGAUCUCCAAUUACAAGCGCUUUCUGAGGCUAAUCUAGAGCAAUGGGCUCAAGAUAAACAAGAAGUUGAAAUUAUUGACAUGAUAUUAAAACUAAAACAGAAACUGAAUCUCUACAAUGACAAACUGACGAAUGAACCUAGUUCCUGGAGCGGUAAUAAUGGCAACACAGCAAUCGCCACGCGUGACCAAAUCCGUGCUCAGAUAAACUGCAUGAAGGAUUUACUUCCAAACGACCUUAAGAACGUUGUCAAUAUAUGAUAAAUAUACAAAGAGAUCGAAUUAUUAGUUUAGAUUGUAUAGUUCCAUUGAAAUUAUUUAACAUUUAUGCAUUAUCUGCAUUAGUGUAUUUUGAUUUUUUUUUUUUUUUUUUUGUAAUUUAUAUAAAUAUAUGUUAUAGCAUGCCUUUUAUUUGAUUUUUUAUUACAUUUAAUUCAUAAGAUCGUCAUUGCAAAAAUAGAUAAAUGUGAAAAUAUUAAAUGUAAGUUGUAAUCUAGGUAAUAUUUGGAAAAUUUACUAAUACUAAACGGUAAUAUUUUAAGAAAUAUGAAAUAAACAA
Messenger RNA from Stomoxys calcitrans (stable fly), 2391 nucleotides. RefSeq names its product protein DENND6B. The record is from RefSeq and is a predicted model, not a curated record. NCBI's taxonomy places the organism in Eukaryota, Metazoa, Arthropoda, Insecta, Diptera, Muscidae. The transcript is spliced from 2 exons. Gene Ontology annotation, molecular function: guanyl-nucleotide exchange factor activity. Gene Ontology annotation, cellular component: recycling endosome. The coding region runs from base 111 to 2093 and encodes 660 amino acids.